CAAAAUGGAACAACCCAUAAAUACAGUAAUAAAACUCUAGAAAAGUGGCACUGCAUAUAAAACGCUACUCUUUUAUGUUGACAACAUGACAUACAAGUGAAGUACGACGACGCACGACCAUAAACGAUUCAAAAUGAAGUUCGAUGACGUACUAGGAUAUCUUGGGGAUUUCGGUGUCUAUCAGAAGCGUAUAUAUUUCAUGGUUUGUCUUAUAGCAAUACCUUGCUCUAUCCAUCAACUUGCACAAGUGUUUUUAGCUGCAGAGACGGACCACUGGUGUUCCGUGGCACAACUCGAUGGUAUCGUUUGCCCGGAGUCUUGGAACCUCACCAGUGAGCAAUGCGAAAACGCAAAGCGCACAUCAAUGAUACCACCAAAGGAUGACGACUCAGAUGCUGAUAAUGACGAGCAUCAUUGCUACCGGUAUAAGAAUGCUACUGGGGAGUCUUUUCUAGCUGGGGAAGUUCCGUCACCCAGCUGGCCCCUUGAAGCUUGCCAUAGUUGGGAGUACGAUACCACCCAGUACAAGACCACUAUUAUUCAUGAGUGGGACCUUGUCUGUAGCGACAAGUCAAAGCCAGCCCUCUCACAGUCCAUUUUCUUUGGCGGAGUUCUAUUUGGGUCCGCUGUGUUUGGAAGUUUGGCUGAUUGGUUUUCUAACACAGAAUAUGUUCCAGCACUACCCAAUUGUUUAGUGUUAGAGGAACCGGCGCUGGGUUGGUGCUAUGAUUCUUACAACCGUCACUGGACCGAGGCCACUUCUGACGAGAGUCUGAAGCUGUGCCACAUUUGGACUGACCCAGGAACUGAAUUUGUCGGACCGUCAAGAAGGACAUUUGCUGGAAUUGCUAUUGAGUUCUUCUGGGCCUUUGGUUAUAUGGCAUUUGCUGGUAUAGCGUAUUUCAUACGGAAAUGGAGGAUCUUAGCGAUCGUGAUAUCUGUUCCAAGCUUAGUAUUCUUCGCGUAUUAUCCGUUCAUUCCUGAGUCCGUUAGAUGGCUGUUGAGUCAAGGUAAGGUAAAGGAAGCCGAACGAAUUAUCAAAAAAGCUGCGAAAGUAAACAAAGUCACACUUCCAGAAAAUAUAUUCGAUGAAAAAUAUUUGAAACAGGAAAACGUUGAAGAUGCUCCAAAACGAGGAACUGUAAUUGACUUGUUCAGAACACCUAACAUGUGUAAGAAAACGCUCAAUUUAUUAUUCAACUGGUUUGUCAACAGUAUGGUUUACUACGGACUAUCAUUGAGCACGUCUGAUCUUGGUGUUGAUGAUUACAUUGCAUUUUUUGUGUCUGGCGCCAUUGAGAUUCCAGCCUAUGUUCUUUCUAUAUUUUUUAUUGACUAUUGGGGAAGAAGAUUGAACCUCUGCGGUACCCUGGUGCUAGGGGGCGUUGCCUGUCUUCUUACAAUUUUAACACCAAUUGGAGUUGCCCGCACAACUGUAGCUAUGAUCGGUAAAUUCGGUGUAACAGCAUCUUUUGCCAUCGUUUACAUCUAUUCGGCUGAAAUCUACCCAACGCCUGUCAGGAGUGUUGGAAUGGGUCUGUCUUCAGUUGCUGCGAGGGUAGGGGGUAUCCUGUCGCCUUUCAUCUUGGAAAUUGAAAGCCUCUGGAAACAUCUCCCGCUCGUGAUAUUCGGCUGUUCAUCAAUAGCAGCUGGAUUGUUGGCGUUAUUCCUUCCUGAAACAAACGGCAAACAACUUCCAGAGUCUCUUGCAGAAGGAGAAAAUUUUGGAAAGGAAAACAGUAACAGUAAAAUUGCUACGCCAUUAGACGUGAACAUCGAGGUGAAAUCUGGCGAAGAAAAUCCUGGUUACGACAAAGCCGACGACAAGGUUUAAUGCGCAUGACUGCCUACAAAGACGUGAUAACGAUUAGGCGCGUCCAUGACAGCAUAUUGUAUAAUUAAAAUAAAGUACAAUGUGAAUAAUAUCGAUUUUUAAUAUUGUCUAUAAAACAUGUUUUAAACAUUUAAAACUAUUUUACUAAUUUAGUAUCCCAUGAUGCAAUCUGCUUUUUAUACGUUUUUUUUUUUUUUUUUUUUUUUUUUUUUUUCCCCGCCUGGGGCGGAUUGUUAUAAAACGUAGUCUUAACUCUUGUGAUAAAGCCGGCUUUAUCACUUAGACGGUCUUACUAAAGUCAUUCCUCUAAGACUAUUGCUAUAAAACAGUCUUCCCAAAGACCGCUUUGAGUAUUGAAACGCAAACAAGCACUCCCUGGUAACGUAAGAUUGAGGGCGACGUCAUGCGCGCUCGACGCACUCAAAUGUAUCGAAAUGAACGUAAAUAAACGCCGUAGACCUAUUUUUACAGACGUUGUGCGGAGUAUUCGUCGUUCGAUUAUCCGACUUUGACGAUCUAGGCCUAGGUAUUGCCAUUGCAUCGUUUAAUUAAUCAGCAGAACGCCAUGAUGAAAAUGAUUUUAAACCGUUUUAAGCCUCCACCGAGUAGGCUUUAACAUUUAAGACGGCUGACUGGUUAGACAGCGGUAUAGCAAUGGUCUAUAAUCAUAGACCAGUAGUGACGUCACGAAUAUAGCCGGCUAACCGUUAAGACCGUCUAAAGACCGCUUAUAGCAAUCCGCCCCUGAUCUGAAGUAUAAAAAAAAGAUUGUUUUUGUGUAGUUUGAUGUGAAUUUUAAUAUGUUACUUAAUUUAGGGUAUAACAUUUGCAUCCAUGCCUCAAAGAAUUGUUUCUGUUCUUUUGUAUCUCAUAUUUUUCAUAACAAAUUUUAUAAUAAAAAUAAUAAUAAUAAUAAUAAUAUUAAUAAUAAUAUAAUAAUAAUAAUAAUAAUAAUAAUAAUAAUAAUAAUAAUAAUAAUAAUAAUAAUAAUAAUAAUAAUAAUCUAUUACAGAAAUAAAUAAAUGCAUGUUAUACAAUAUUGGAUGUAAUGUGUUAUACGUCCAUGGCAGUAAAAUGAUAUAAUUUGUUUCUUUUUUUGUUGUUUUAAAAUAAUUUACAAACCCAAAUACGGCAGAUUUCUUUUUAUGGCUUUGGAAAAUAGAAACCCGGGCAACUUUAAUUGUAUGAUUACCCUCAUGUACUCAAUAUAAGAGAUAAAGGCGGAAAUAUUGAGCUUCCGGAAAUGGA
Messenger RNA from Anneissia japonica, 3082 nucleotides. Its product is annotated as organic cation transporter protein-like. Gene Ontology annotation, molecular function: transmembrane transporter activity. The coding region runs from base 134 to 1834 and encodes 566 amino acids. The transcript has 11 exons. Gene Ontology annotation, biological process: transmembrane transport. Gene Ontology annotation, cellular component: membrane. The record is from RefSeq and is a predicted model, not a curated record. Lineage: Eukaryota; Metazoa; Echinodermata; Crinoidea; Comatulida; Comatulidae.